Melitaea cinxia (Glanville fritillary) is the source of this 505-nucleotide messenger RNA. It is a transcript of the gene robl, whose product is annotated as dynein light chain roadblock-type 2. Gene Ontology annotation, cellular component: cytoplasm; centrosome; cytoplasmic dynein complex. The transcript has a single exon. The record is from RefSeq and is a predicted model, not a curated record. Lineage: Eukaryota; Metazoa; Arthropoda; Insecta; Lepidoptera; Nymphalidae. Gene Ontology annotation, biological process: microtubule-based movement. The coding region runs from base 112 to 405 and encodes 97 amino acids. Gene Ontology annotation, molecular function: dynein intermediate chain binding.
UCUUCAAUUAUCGUAAUGCACAGCAGACCAAAUAACGGAAAAUUCCAUUGAACAGACGAAUAUUUAAGUUUUUAAAUAAUUUCUAAAAUAAUUGAUUAAUAAAGCGAAAAAAUGGCGAAUGAAGCCGAAGAAACUGUGCGCAAAUUGUCUUUACAUAAAGGUGUCAUAGGAGUCAUAGUUGUAAAUGGUGAAGGGAUACCAAUCAAAACAACUUUAGAUAAUCAUGUAUCAGUACAAUAUGCGGGCUUAAUGAGUGCUUUAGUGGACAAAGCGAAAGCUGUAGUCAGAGAUUUGGAUCCUUCGAACGAUUUAACUUUUCUCCGCAUAAGGAGUAUGAAGAGCGAAGUUAUGGUCGCACCGGACAAAGAUUUUAUUUUAAUAGUAGUUCAAAGCCCAGCUGAUUGACGACCUUGCCUUUCUGGAGUAUGUUUCUUACGUCAUUCAUUUAUUUACUUAUAAUGUUAUAAAAUUAUCGUAAAUAAAACUACAAUUAAAUAAACGAAAA